AUGGCUACUAAUGAUCUUGUUCAAAAGCUGAUUCAAAAAGGAAAGUUGGGAUCAACCAUAUUUAUCAACACUACAGAAUAUCUUAGCUUAGUAGUUGCUCAACCAUGCUCGACUUGUAAUAAUUGUAAGAUUGAUAAGCAGAAAUAUAAAAUCAAAACCAGUGGACUUUCAGUUAAAGUUACCACUACAUGUAAGCAAUGUCAUACUGUUACUAUAUUUACAAAUGAAUCUACUGAAAUGAAUUUUUUGAGAGUUAUUGCAGAAGCUGGACUUUUAGGAGGUGUUAAUUGUGAAGAAUGGAGAAAUAUGUUAGCUUUUUGUGGGAUUACUAAACAAAGUGGUAAAAGGCAAUAUUUUAAAUAUCAAGAUAUUAUGCUUAAAGAUAUUAUGCAAGCAGCACAUCAAAGUGCAGAUGAGGCUUUAAUAGCAGCAUUAAAUUUUAUAAAAAAACAGCUGGAAAAAAAGGAAGGAUAUAUUUUGGAAGGCAGUUUUGAUUGUGUAUGA
Funneliformis geosporum is the source of this 504-nucleotide messenger RNA. The record is from the annotation of a GenBank genome assembly. Lineage: Eukaryota; Fungi; Glomeromycota; Glomeromycetes; Glomerales; Glomeraceae.